Messenger RNA from Dioscorea cayenensis subsp. rotundata (Guinea yam), 1743 nucleotides. RefSeq lists its product as uncharacterized. The record is from RefSeq and is a predicted model, not a curated record. NCBI's taxonomy places the organism in Eukaryota, Viridiplantae, Streptophyta, Magnoliopsida, Dioscoreales, Dioscoreaceae.
AAAAAAAAUCCAUCUCCUUGUUCAACGCUAAAUGAAUUCUCUCAGGAUCCUCACCAUCUCUCUUCUUCUGCUUCUCUUCUUUCUAUUUGUUUGGGUUCAAUGGGAUGGGUCAUCAAGGAUAUCAUUACUAGUUGUGGAUCUUCUACCUCUUCUCCCUCGGCAAGUCUCGUGGCCACUUUUGCGGUCUCUCCACGGCGCUGCCGAUCUUUUACCGACCUUCGUUGGUUCACCGUCGUUGUCAAACACUCAUGUGGAGUGGAAAGGUGCUUGCUUUUACCAGAACAGUGCAUGGAUGGAGUUCCACAACAAGUCUGGUUCCAAGUAUGGUGGUGGAACUCUUCAUAUCAAGGUCAGUGAUGCUCAUAGUUGGACGUGCAUGGACCUUUACAUCUUUGCAACUCCAUACAGAGUGACAUGGGAUUACUAUUUCUUGGCUAGAGAACAUACUCUUGACUUUGAUGAAUGGGAGGGAGAAAAUGAGUUUGAACAUGUGAAAUACAAAGGAGUGUCGAUCUUUCUCUUGCAAUCAGGAUUGCUUGGAACACUGAGAGCUUUAUGGGAUGUCUUCCCUUUGUUUACAAACACUGGAUGGGGUGAGGACUCUAAUCUUGCUUUUCUUGAGAAACAUAUGGGAGCUUCAUUUCCAGAACGCCCAACACCAUGGUUUUCAAACAUAAGCGUGGAUGAUAUUCACUCUGGAGACUUCUUAGCAUUGUCGAAAAUUCGGGGACGGUGGGGUGGUUUUGAGACACUGGAGAAGUGGGUCACUGGAGCUUAUGCUGGUCAUUCUGCAGUUUGUCUCAAAGAUUCAGAAGGAAAACUUUGGAUUGGAGAAUCUGGUCAUGAAAAUGACAAGGGAGAAAGUAUCAUUGCUCUUUUGCCAUGGGAGGAGUGGUGGGACAUUGAGCUGAAUAAAGAUGAAUCAGAUCCUCAUAUAGCUUUGUUUCCUCUGCACCCAGAUAUGAGAGCCAAAUUCAAUGAAACCGCAGCUUGGGAGUAUGCAAGAAGCAUGGCAGGAAAGUCUUAUGGUUAUCAUAAUAUGAUUUUUAGUUGGAUUGAUACUAGCAAAGAUAAUUAUCCUCCUCCAUUGGAUGCACACAUGGUUGGUUCAUUCAUGACAGUUUGGAACAGAGUGCAACCAGACUAUGCUGCAAACUUGUGGAAUGAAGCAUUGAAUAAAAGACUGGGGACUGAGGGACUUGAUCUUCCUGAAAUUAUAGUAGAAACCGAAAGGCGAGGUUCAUCUUUCGACAAAUUGCUUGCCAUUCCUGAACAUGAUGGUUGGAUUUACUCUGAUGGAAAAUCAACAUCUUGUGUUGCUUUCAUUCUUGAAGUUUAUAAGCAUGCUGGCCUCUUUGAUCCAAUUGCAAACUCUAUUCAAGUAACAGAGUUCACCAUAAAGGAUGCUUACUCAUUGAAGUUCUUUGAAAACAAUAUGAGCAGACUUCCAGAAUGGUGCAAUAAGGAAGAUGAUGUAAAGCUUCCAUUUUGCCAAAUUAAAGGGAGAUACAGAAUGGAGUUUCCAGGUUAUAAUAUUAUAGAACCUUAUCCACAUAUGAAUGAGAAAUGUCCAUCUCCUCCAAAUUAUAUCAGGCCAACGAAUUGCUGAUUAACUCUCAUGCGAAAAGAGAGAAUUCAACGCCUUUCUAAUGCAUGGUCGAGGAUUUGGAGUGUGUUGGGUGAUUUGCUGAAAAAAUCUAAUUGCUGAUUAUUAUUUUACUACCAAUUUAUGUAUGUACAUUG